Messenger RNA from Bombus terrestris (buff-tailed bumblebee), 20950 nucleotides. RefSeq names its product homeobox protein prospero. The record is from RefSeq and is a predicted model, not a curated record. Bases 342 to 3851 code for a protein of 1169 amino acids. The transcript has 5 exons. NCBI's taxonomy places the organism in Eukaryota, Metazoa, Arthropoda, Insecta, Hymenoptera, Apidae. Gene Ontology annotation, molecular function: DNA-binding transcription factor activity, RNA polymerase II-specific; RNA polymerase II cis-regulatory region sequence-specific DNA binding. Gene Ontology annotation, biological process: regulation of transcription by RNA polymerase II. Gene Ontology annotation, cellular component: nucleus.
AGAAGGAGGAGGAGAAAGAAGAAGAGGAGGCGGCGGCGGCGGAAGCGCGACGGAGGAGAAGGAGGUGGAGGAGGAAAAGGAAGAGAAGGAGAAGGAGACGGCAAAGACGAAGAAAUUCGAGAGGGGAGAGUGCCGGCGAUCAGAGUGGGGAGGACAAGGUAGUAGAAGGAACAAGGAGAAAAGACGGCUGUGGUAGGGGAAACGGCGAGAAUAGAGUAGAGAAACGGAGGCAGCGCGCUGAGCCACGAGGGGCUAUUCGAGCGAGAAGGGGAGGGGUGACAAGGAACCCUGGCGGGGAGGGGACGCGGAGGCCUUCGGGGGGCCGACCAACCAGACGGCCGAUGAUGUCAUCGGGGGAGGAGACCGAGUAUUUCGCCCCCUACGGAGCAACUACGGAAAGCAAGCAACAGCGACUCCAGAAGAAGCAGAAGCGCACCAGACAGCGCGUGGACGCCGGCGAGCCGCGCAACAACUACUCGAGUAUACCGCACUUCACCUCCCGGCCAUCCUUCCACAGCGGUGGUCUGUACGGUUCUAUCUUCGGCGGCAGCGGACCAACGCACCAGCAACAACAACAACCACAGUCGCAGCAACAUCAUCAGUCGCAGGCGCAACAACAACAGCAACAACAACAACAGCUCCAGCAGCCUCAAGCUGGAGCGGCAAGCAGUCAAGGUCAUUUAAGCACAGCUACCACGGGUCCUAGCACUCAGCAGCAUUCCGCCCACGCGGCUUUUGGCUUUUUCGGGGCACCGGGUUACGGCCCCGCCAAGAUGUUGAACGAGCUACUCGGACGACAGGUCAAACAGGCCAGUGACGCUGGUGGCUCACCGCCAGAGGGCGGCCACGGAAUGACUGGUGCCGGCAUGGACCCCGCUGCUAAUUUGCAAUCCGGUGCUGUAGUUAAUUGCGACGAUCCCGCCACCGCCGAGCUCACGCAGCACAUGCUCCGCGAUAUACUCCAAGGGCGCAAAAUCUCCGCGCUCGCGCUGCAAGAACAGCCAAACAACAACAACAGCAUACACAGUAACAACAACAACACCACAGCGGAUCUACUUAAAUCUCAACAACAACAUCAUCAGAGCCCUCAACAGCAUCAACAACAAAACAGUGAUAGUGCACGUAGUGGAACAGUGCAGAGUGGUGGAGAGGAAAGUGGUGAUGGAAAUAACGUCGUGAAUAACGCGAAUCACAGUGAUCGUGAUACGGUGAUGCCGGGCGAUGCCGAGGAUAGCGCCGAGGACGCAGCCGCAGCCGCACGUGCUAUGGAAGAGGCGUUCGCCGAAGCUGGUAUGGAGCCCGGAGCCAACCUCGAUGGAUCCGAUUGCGAACAGAGUUUACCUCCCAGUCCCACGCAACCAAGGUCAGGGUCCGUUUCCGUCAAGGAGGAGAUACAGGACUCGUUAAACAUCAAACGUAGUCCCAGUCACUCUCCUUGUCCGAUCGUGCCCAAAACGGAGACCAGCUCGCCAACCACGGAAACGAAGCGCGCUCGUGUCGAGAAUAUCGUCAGCACGAUGCGUAGCAGUCCAGCGCUUCAAACUGCCACUGUGAACGGUUGCAAGAAACGUAAACUCUACCAACCCCAGCAACAAACGGUGCAUCACGUCCUCCAGCACGGUGUUAACGAUACCAUGAUGGACGACGAGGAAGAGAGCGAGGAGGAGGAAGAUCCUUCGACGAUCAGGCAAAAACGCGAGGAAAAGGAUAACCUCCAGACGCAGCUGAAAAAAUUGCACGAACAAUUAGCCGUGAUGCAGCAAAAGUACAAUGAGCUUACGAGUAGAAUCGAUUCGGACGCGAGCGAAAGCAUCGGUGCUCCCUUAAGUCCUCAGCCACCGCUCAAACCACCGCAACCUCAUCCACCACCGUACAACGGACUCCCGGCCCUCCCAACCGAACACCCACACGCCGCGGCAGCCGCUAUGUAUCACAUGGGACAGAAACUCUACCUCGAACAGCAACAAGCUGCUCUGGAGAGAAUGAAGCAGCAUCAGGAAGCUACCGUCAGGCAACAGCAGCAGCAUCAACAACAGCAACAGCAGCAUCAACGACAAAGUUCUCCACCACCGCCUCCGAGUCAAGCACAACAACAGAGUCAAAGCAAUACCGGCCCGUCCACGCCGCAAACACCACAAAUGCAGCCAGCCAGUACGCCUCUUCAACAUAAAGAAUUCCAGGAAAGGAUAAAUGUUUUUAGAAGUACAGCGGCCGCAGCUAGUUCGUCGGGUCCUCACAUAACCGACGAAGAUCUACAAAGUUUGUCGGAUACGCUGAAAGCAGAGAUCACCUCGUACUUGACGAAUUUAAUCGACAAAGUGGUAACAAGGUUCAUGCAACAGAGGAGGUAUCUUGGAAAUCAAAGCGAGGCGGCGCAAGUCGCUGCCGAGCAAUUAAACAAGGACCUUUUGUUGGCCAGCCAAAUACUCGAAAGAAAAUCACCCAGGACGAAAGUAGUAGAUAGAGGAGCACCGCAACCACCCGGUGGCCCAAACGGGCCACGGGGGCCCCACAAUGGCGGGCCCCCACCUCCACAGUCUACGGGUUUCCCACAAAUCGGGUCCAUGGGUGGUGGUCCUCAUGGCCCACAUUCUGGCCCCACGGAAAACAAUCUUAACCAAAUGAAUCAACUGCCCUCACACGUGAGGUCGUGUGGCAGGAUGUUUCAGACGCCAAAACCGCCAACGAUGUACAGCAUGGCCUCUAUGCAGGCACAGCAGCAGCAACAACAACAGCAACAUCAACAGCAACGCGAACAUCAGCAGAGAGAACAGCAACAACGCGAGAAAUAUUGUAACUUGAGGGGCGACGAGAGAGAAAGCAGGGACUCGGAACAAAACGAGGCGCUCUCCCUCGUAAUGACACCGAAAAAGAAACGUCAUAAGUAUUUCCCUCCACAGGUGACGGACACGAGGCUGACGCCGAGGACGGUGUCGAGAAUCCUGGCCCAGGAAGGUGGUGGUUCGCAAGGAGGCAGCGAAAGUCCACCGCCCCCGCCUCCACCGAGAUCGUAUCAUCCGCCACCGCCGAUGCUGCCAGUGUCCCUGCCAACCAGCGUAGCGAUACCAAACCCGAGUCUUCACGAAAGUCAAGUGUUCUCGCCGUAUUCACCGUUCUUCAACCCUCAUGCGGGUCACCCAGGCCAGGUACCACCUCCAGGGCCACAUCACUUACCCGCGAGUCCUCCUGGUGGAGGUGUAGAUGUCAGGGAUUCGCCUCCACUGCCCCAUCCGCCAUCUAUAUUGCAUCCUGCCUUAUUGGCGGCUGCCCAGCAUGGCAGUCCAGACUAUGGACAUCUCAGGAUGGACAGCAACGACCGGCCCAACGACUGCAACUCCGACGACAUCAGUUACGACGGGAUUCAGCCUACAUCGUCAAUGCUGACACCGAUACAUCUGAGGAAGGCGAAGCUGAUGUUCUUCUGGGUCAGGUACCCGUCCUCGUCCAUCCUCAAGAUGUACUUCCCCGACAUCAGGUUCAAUAAGAACAACACAGCGCAGCUGGUCAAGUGGUUCUCCAACUUCCGGGAGUUCUACUACAUCCAAAUGGAGAAAUACGCGAGGCAAGCUGUUUCGGAAGGCGUGAAGAACGUAGAUGACCUACGAGUUGGAGGUGACUCGGAAAUCUAUCGAGUUCUCAACCUUCAUUACAACAGAAAUAACCAUAUUGAGGUGCCGAGCAACUUCAGGUUUGUGGUCGAACAAACGCUAAAAGAAUUCUUCAAGGCGAUUCAGGGUGGCAAGGACACCGAACAGAGCUGGAAAAAGUCCAUCUACAAAGUGAUCUCGAGGCUGGACGACCCGGUACCGGAGUACUUCAAGACCCCGAACUUCCUGCAGCAGCUCGGUUAAAUCAGGAGGUCGCGUGGCUCUUGCUCUUCGUGGUGCGCGGGCUCAUCAGCGCUCGUCGGCUCCCGGUAAAACCAAGAAACCAAAAAUAUAUAGCGAAAGAAGGAACGGUCAGCGAAGAAGGAUCGCAUCCGCCAGGAGGUACACGUCCUUCGCGUAAAGCGCGUUCAGGUAUCCUUAAACUAACAUAUCGCAAAACGAGCGUGAGAGAGAACGUGAGAGGGAGAGAAAGAAAGAGAGAGAGAGAACAUGAGAGAGUUAGGGAGAUUGUACACACAACGUUCAGGAAGAACGAACGGAACGAAUGAACACGCGACGUACGGAGGCAUCGAUCAUCAGCAGGAACGAUGAGGAGUGCCGACGAAGGAUCAGGCUGUGACCUAAUCACGAGACUAUGUCUACGCGCGAGAUGGGUGGAUAAUUAUUAUACGCUUCGUGCCUUUAAUUAGCCGAUCGAACGUCUCUCGAUCGGCACACUGUGAGUUACUAACGAGGCCACGAACUAUCCACCCUUUCCUUACCGUGGACAACACCGAUACCGAAACCGACGGUCUUUGGAGGAAGCGGAAGAAAACAGGACGAAAGCGUGGUCAACGAACGGCAAGGAAUUACACGAUACACAGCUUCGAGCGUCGAGAGUACCUAUUGUUUCGAUUUGUUGCGUACAUAAUACGGUUCACCGAUGAAUAUCGCCUAAUUUUAAGACACUCGUUUCUCCGAGUAGGCAUUAAGGAGCGUAAUAACCCGCGACGACGACCGAUGGGUGGCUUUCGUUCGAACGAACGUUGACGAGGUGUGUAAACGAUGAUAGCUAUAUUUGUUCACGUUUCUAGAGAAACCGAUGAUACUUAUUAUCUACUGAUGAUGGAGCGAGUUCCGCUGGACGGAUCCUCCGCAGCUUCCGGUUGAGAGGCAGAAGAGGAACCCUUCUCGUGGAUCUUCCGGAAACGACUCGCAACAAACGGCUAACAAAACCCUUCGUUUCGAGUCGUUUCGAAACGGUAUGGAACAACGAUGGCCAGUUUCACUCGGCAUUCGUCACGCUGCGUACCUCGUGGCAUCUUUUUUUUUUUCCUCAAAGCGCGGACCUCGUGAUUCGAUCGCACCCCUGUCGAACGUCGUCUCGGUAGCAUUAGUUUCUAUAGCGCGAUCACUGCAACAGACUGGCUCCGACACAGGGAGAGCCUGGAUGAUUCGUUGUUCCCAACGAGAAUGCUAGGAUGGCGGUUCGUACCGAAUCGACGGGAACGAAACCCGAUGUUCUUUUCUUCAACGGAAGUAACAUUUUUCCAUAAGAAAGAUAGAAACGGCCGGAACACGCAGGAAAACCUGCGUAGGAAGGCUAGCAACAUAUAAAAUCCCUUCUCUUAAGUUGUACAUAAGAUUUUUGUCUCGUAAUCGCACCAUGUCAAAAUAAACGAAAAAUCGAAGGACACGUUGGAAAUCGUCGCGAAUAUGCUUGGUUCUAUUCGAUGGAAAUUAAAACGUAGAUUAUAACCAACGAUGAACAUUCCUAACCCGGUGAAAGCCUCGAAAAUUCCGUAUUCGGACGAGCGUGACGCGCGAAUGUCGAAAAACUCGAGCGUAUCGCGAAACAAAUGUCGAUUUAACUUGGCAAGAAGGAAAAUUCUCUGUCGUUGUAUUUUUCUCGGUUCGAAGUUCGCUCUCGCGAAAACAAGAGAACGAAAACGAAACGCGAUUGUAAACGGAGAGAAAAUGUCCGCGGUGCACGUAUAAUAUUGCGCGUAAAACAAAAGUAAAUUACGUAGAGAGAUGUUUUUAUUAAUGAUUAAUUGAUAGAAUAUUAACGAGGUUAGGCUAGUCGCAGUGACAGGAGUAUGAGUAACAGGGACGACAACAGGGAGGGGCGAACGAACGCGUAAACGUACGAGAUAUUUUAACGAAAACGAUCCAGCACCGGCGAUUAAUUUUUCAGAAAUAAAUAAAACGUGUUGUAGACAUUUAGAUUCGGCAAACUUAAUUCAAACGAACAUACAUAUACGAGGAAAGGAAAAAGUAACAAUUAUCAUCGAGUAACAACGGGGAGGGAGGAGAAAGUUGAUAUAGAUUAAAAAGAGGCUAAAACAAAAACAAAAAAAAAAAAAAACAAUCGUACGCCGGUGCGUAACUAAUAUAAAGUAGAUUAUAUUAAAAACGUAUAUAUGUAUAUAUACACACAUGUAUAAAUAUAUAUAUACCUAUAUAUAUAUGAGAAAAAUUUGAAGUAUAAAAGAUAUACAUAGAUAUAUAUAUGUAUAAUUACAUAAAAUUAUAUGUAUAUAUAUAAUAGGCAUAUAAAACGAAAGACGGAUGUUGGCGCGAUUAAAAUUGCGUAAGGAAUGUGUGACAAAGGGUUAGCCACCCGCGCCUCCCUUAUUCCACUUGUAUCCGACCUAUAGCACACGACACUCGCGCGCGCGUACACAUUCAAGCACACGUAUACGCAUUCACACACUUACACGUCCACAUACACACACAUUACACGGUGUAUUAGAUACCCGUUUUCGAACGUUGUACAGACCACAUUAUACAUACACAUACGCAGAGGCAAAUGCGGAUUUUGACGCGAGAAUUCAUUGCCCGAGUCUACACAUGUUCUCUUACUACGAACGUUUGUUUUCUUUUCCCCUUAUAUACAUAUAGACGGUUUUGUAGAUAACUUAUCGUACCAUAUAAUAUGAUUAUUAUAAUUAUACAUAUGUCUCGGGUGGUAGCGAGUUCUUGUAAGUUAACCUAAUUACCUUCUCACCUUUACUACCACUAUUAUUCUCGCUAUUAUGUGCACUAUUAUUAUUAAAAUUAUUAUUAUUAUUAUUAUUAUUAUUAUUAUUAUUAUUAUUAUUAUUAUUGCUAUUACUAUUAUCAUUAUUAUCAGUACUAUUAUUAUCAGUUAUGUUAUGUAUAUUAUGUGACGAUUUUUGUUUAAAUCGCGAUUAUCACGGAGGUGAUCAGCGGUAGUCAUUGAUUUUAUUUGUUUGGCAUUGUAGUUCACCCCUAGUUUCGCGUCGCAUAAGUAUCACCGUAUCGAACGACACGAUGUCCCUUGUUCGUAAAUUCCUGUGUCCCUUUUGCAUUUCCAUUUUCCCUUUUACGUUAAGAUGAGACCCCUUCUAUCAAAACACUUUCGUACCCCGUUCAUUCAACGAUACUUUUCGUCUAUGUUUUGACAUUUUAGUUAUUAUUGUGUAUUUUAGUUAUUGUACCACGAUGAUCAUUAUUCUUAUUACCAUUAUUAUGAUUAUCAUUACAAUUAAGCAUGAGUUUAUACAAGUGUACACAACAGAGAAAGGGAGCAAAUAAAAAAAGAAAAAAAGAAAAUGAAAAGAGAGAAGAGACACGCGUACGUACACGUAUACAUACACACACACGUUUCUGUAAGCGGUGAGUCUUAACCUAGUCACGAGUCACUAAUAUUUUAAUUUUAACGAUCGAUCUAUUGAUUAUUAUUUUAUUUAUUAUUUACGAGGAAUAAAAACGACACAUUGGACUCUGAUUUGUCUUCGUUUAUUUUAUUUACCAUUAACCGCGGCCACGUUUUACGUUUUGCGUUUCAUGCUGUUGUGUUAGCGUUAUAAUAUAAACCACCGUCAUGCGUUACAUUCCCUGUUCCCAUCUCUCUUCAAGUCCCACAUCGAAAUUGUAGAUUUGAAUGCGACACCUGGCGAAUUGUCUCGAGCUCAGACGUUUCGAACAUAUUCGACUGCCGCAUACCCGGCCUACCUUCAAUCCGAAAACCGAACGAGUCUCGUAUAUCUGAAAAUGAAGAUCGCGGUGACGGUGUUCAAGCUGGAAAUCGACGUUGAUCGAGUCGAAUCGCUACGAAGAGUUAGCAAAUGAUAAAAAGAGGUUACAUAAAGUAAAACGCAGAAAAAGACGUUUAUGGGACAAGGGCUGAUGUAAAUUUAUGGAAACUUUCGACUCUUAGAUACGAUUAGACAGUGGCCUAAAAUUAACGUAGCACAUCUCCUUCGGCGUUGGCCUAAGAUUUUGGUCUAAAAAGUGUUUACGUUCGGGGAGCUAAGGAACGGAGCGGGGAUGAAACGUGUUGCAAAGAUUGAAUAUUUAACAAAUUAUUCGUUUUAGGGGAUUUUUCGAAACGACGAUCACGUACCUGCGACUCGAGAUCGCGAUUUCCGGCUGAACGAUCCGCGUUGUCCGCGUACGAUCCCCGUGCUCGUUCGGUGCUCAGUUCCUACGUUCUACUCGCAUCUGCGAUCAGCGACAACAUCAUCAUUCGCCAGGGGAAAUUUAGCAGUGAAUCUCGAGGGAGAUUUAAUCUACCAAUGCGCGAAGCGAUCGACGCGGGACAGCGAGCGCAUGUCGCAAAUCCCGCGCGUUUGCGCCUCGCAAACACAUUUGUCGAUUCGUUGAAAUUUGCCCGACAAAACUUUUCGUCGCACGCUGCUUGAUCGUUAAACGUCUAUAACUCGAUUUUUUGCAUUGGUAUAAUAGGUAUUGCUAGCCGAUAACGAUGGAAAUUCGAGACAUCUACUAGGCAAAGUGAGAGAAAAGCUGAUAGUAUUCGCUGUAAUUGUUAAGCGAAUUGAUCGUUGCGUAACGAAUUAUAAUACGGUGGAGAAAAAUUUAUCGACGUAUAAAAUUUCGAAGGAUCCUGGAGAUCGAUUAUUUUUUUACAAAUUUAUUUAAUGUUCUGUCUCUUAUUAACUGUACACGCGUGCAGAUCAACGAUCAACCGAUUAAGUGGAGACUAGUAAUUUUAUUCGCAAAACGCAUUCGUGGAUUAAACUGAGCUCGCUACCGCGAUAUUCGCAGAUAGCACUUUGCGCUUGCACGUAGCUACGCGUCAACGUCUUUCUCCAAUAAAACGGAGCAUUCUCCUCGUAACCAUAAAUGAAAAAAAAAACAUUUAACUGCCAUACACACCGUUAGCCAAAAAAAAAGAAAAAAAAACAGAAAGCAAAACUUAAAAUUAAGAAAACACUUAUCUAUAAUGGAACCGCGUAAAAAUAGUAAGCACCCUGAUACUCCGCCAUUAUUGCGACAAACAGUAACAGCCAGCCAAUAGAAAGUAAUAUCCUAAGGGAAAAACAGAAAUUAACAAACGAUCAAUAGCAGGUAAUUCGUUGAAACAGCUGAAAACAGAACCAAAGAAGCUUAAGGCUGGAGCGAAAACUCCAGCCUUCCAAUCAUCCACACGCUUAAAACAGAAAAACAGAAGCAUGCCAACAGUUGACCGACAGUUCGAAACCGGGACAAAAUCCAUUUCCAAAAACGAAAUAGAAAAAUCCCGAGUCGUCCUUCUCAUCGCAGACAGAGGCUCGCCACGUCGUUUGUGAGCGUUCUGAAAAUCUAGAUACGUUAAACACACAAUAUAUACGAUAAAAGCAGAUAAUUGAUUAAAAAAUAUCGAAAAAAAAAAGUGAAAAAAAGCAGUGGGUACUAGAAGCAACAAGAGCGAUACAUCUCCGUUAAACCGAGGAAAGCACACGUCGAAACCUAAUUCUCGUAAGCAAUAGCAGAUAAGCGAUUUUCGAUUUCUUUCUCCGUCGAUCGAGGAUCAAGGGUCCCGGCGCGAAGGACGAACCGCCACGGAUCACGCAAACGAAUCGCGAACACGUGCUCGAUGUCCGAAGACGAGAAACACAGCGAAACGGAACCGAAACCCGUGACCAGCUGCAUUCUCUCGUCUCUCGCGAAAAAUUCCUCCGCUCGAACGAUCAAAAUCGCGGCCUUCACCGUUCGUACGAGAACGAUCGAGGACCGUGAAUUUGUGAAAGCGAUCUGGAAAGGGUUGCUAAUCGUUCGGGUCGUUAUCAAUCGUUAGACAACGAGGACGUCGUUCGACGUUAUCACGGAGGCUCGUCGAGAGACGAAGAAUGAGAAAGAGAAGGAAAUUAACGCGGGCUCGAAAUUGAAGAGAACGAAAGGGAUUCCCUGUGCCGACGAAACUUUCACGGGAAAAAGAGUCCGCGCGAUUCCUGCUCGAGGUACGAAUAUGUGGAUGGCGAGACUGUGAGAAAAGGAAGAGAAACGGAGGAGAAAAAGAAGAAAGCCGAUCGACUCGCCGUUAUUACGUUUUGUGCAGCGGGGCCGUAGCACGGAGAACGAGUAGACGAGACGAAACGAGAUGACUUGAAGCAGGAGAAAGAGAAAGUGCGAGAUACGAGAGAUAAAUAAGCGAGAAGGAAACGAGUGAAUUGUUUUUAAUGAAAUGAAAAGGAAAAGGAUGGAAAUGGAAUAAUAAGCAUACGUACAUAUACCUAAACGCGUAAGUUUUAAGGAACACGUGUAAGCAGAAUUAAGUAAUAGUAUUUAACGUUAACACUUGCAAGUUAUUAAUUAUUAUAUAAACGAUUAAACUAACGGUAAUUAAUGCGAAAAAUAAGAAAACGUAAAUAUACUAAAAGACAAGCCGAGCGGAAGGUCGUAUCACGCUGCAGAGGAAGAGGAUUGUGAGCCGCUCCGUGAAAUGGGCGGGCGAAGCGAAAAAAAUACUUAAAAAAACAGAUUACACACACACACUAAUAAACUAAUUAUUAUUAUAUGAUUAUAUAUUAUUAUUACGAUUAUUACUAUCGAGUUCGAGAAUCGUCGUGAUAAAAAAUGUGGAAAAAAAAUGUAAGAAAUUAGGAAAUAGCUGUGAGAGAGUGCGGACUAAAUCCGAGCGUAAGAGAGAAUGAGCACAACGAGAACGUUGGGUGUGCGUGUUGCGAGAGAGAACGUUAGUGAGAAAUGAACACCUCGAGAGAGUUAGAACGACAGUGAGGACGAGAGAUAGAAAGAGAGACAGAGAGAGAGAGAGAGAGAGAGAAAGAGAGAGAGAGAGAGAGAGGGAAGCUGUGAAUACUUCGAAGUAUGUUCAUCGAGAAUAAUAAUUCCUCAAACUAUUAGGAGCGUAAUUAGGGUAUAUUUAUUAUAACGAAAUACGCGUUUACGGAAGAUUUACGUGACGUAAUGCAACGCACGCGACACAUAGAGCGAAAGAAUGCGUAGAGCGAGAGUAAGAGAGGAAAGAGAAAUAAAAGAUAAAGUAGGGAAGAUAUAUAAAAUCGUGUCUUUUUUUUCUUUAUCUCCGUAGAGUCCGAUAUCGCGAACACGCGAAUCGCGCCUCCCGCGGAAACGGAGUACGCGCGCGAUAUUAAAAAUUAGUCUAGGAACGAAAGAAAACGAAAACUUCGUGUUGUCUUUCUUUCUUCGUCUUUUUUUUCUUUUUUUUUUUUUCUUUUCUUGUCUUUUCGAGAAAAGUUGCGUACGACUGAAGUUAAUGCGAGAGAAAGAGAGGGAGAGAACGUGGGAAAGCAUACGGAGGAAGGGGGAGAGAGACAGCGAGUGAAAACGCGGACAGAGUGAUAGAUUAUUUAGUGACGCGAGAGAACGGUGCGAGAAGCUAUGUUUUUAAAUGCAAGGGAGCGCGUGCGUAAGGAAACUAAAAAAGAAAAAGGAAAAAGUAAAAAGAAACAAGGGAAAGAGAUAAUUGAAGAAGAUUAGAGGAGAUGAUAGAGGAGAAGAAAUUACUGAUUGUUGACACCGAGUGAGCAAACUUUCUGUGUGAUAAUCUCGUAGUACACGUAGCACGUUAAGUCUACAAUACGUUUCGGUAGGGGAUUUUUAGGUGAGAGCGACUAAAACUUUUUUAAGAAAAAUUUAAAAAAACAACAUAAAAACAUGAAAAGUCGGACGAAAUGAGAAAUUAACGCGAGGCGAAGGAGACGAUAACGUCGAGCCCUACGGUCGAGAAUUUCGAGAGGUGUCAGGUACUUUCGAAUUUUGGUGACUUCUUUCUGAAGAAUAAAAAUGGAAAAGAAAAAGGAGAAAAAGAAAAAUUCGUCGAUGGUGGAGACGCAACGUAUCCAACUAUCGACAGUGGACAUAUCAUCGCGUGUAUCGUAAUAUCGAUUCUCCGUUUUGCGAUUGGUUACAGGGAACUCGAGGAUGCCGUGGAUCACUCCGGUGCCGUCGAAUUAACCUUAAGCAAUUAGUUCUUUGAUUUAGCGAGUAAAUACGUGUUACGUAUACCGUGGAAAAUUGUUCGUUCCAGACAGCGAGAUGCGAGACUGUAUGUUUCUCGAUUUGAUUUACAGAACGGUAGAGAAGGCAGUGGAUACUCCUGCCUCGAGCACAGAGACUCGAUCCCUUGCAGGCUGCGAUAUUAAAACACGUGAUUCGUUUCUAUGUCGAUGUAAAUCGUUUCUCGUUCUUCGGUUCAUGAUUUCGCGUUAAUCGUGCAAUAGCUUGCGUUUCACCGCGGAUGAACGUUUCGCUCGUUUUCGAUUAGGGGUUGUUUGUUUAAAGGGCAACGACGAACAGAUUCAACGUGAGAAAUUUUGCAAAAAAGAACAAGGAAAAAUGAAAAGGGACUAAGAUCGAGAGAAUUAGUUUCUAAUGUCUUUGGCGCAAUUUUUGAAAAAUCUAUUUCGUGGACAAGCGUGAAAGGGAGGGAGAGAAUGAAAGAUUAAACGUGCGAAAGGGAUGAGAGCACGCGCGAAAGAGAGAACGAGCAAGUGUGAUAUGAAAAAAAUUCGUAGAGGUAGCGAAAAUUCUAAAUUAAAGUUCCUAUCGCUUCGCCUUCUAGCCUGAACGUCGGCCAGCAGCUUUAAAUAAACAACCCUCCGUCCCACACGACCACAUCAAUUGCCGUUGAACUACCUCGAAUUAUAAAAACCACUGACGGCACUCCCCCAGCGACCUAAAACCGCCUGCAAGGGGUUGACUCGCCCCUACGCCAUCCCUUCUUUCCUUCUUUUCCUACGGAACAAGCGCGCACCUUUUCAGUAGGUACACAGAUUACGAAGAACGAGAGGCUGUUGAUACUCCAGCUCUCGAAAUGUCUCAAACUCCACGAUUAGAUCCCACGGUUACGCGAUUCCUCGUCAGUUUCGGAUCUCGUCUAGUCGAUGAACGAAAAAUUUCCACGUCGCCUCGAAUCGAUCAGUUUCUCGAGCUCUAAAUCGACGAGACUCGAGGCCUGGCUAUAUACGUAGAUAACGUUAGGCCUCGAAGAAACCGAACCUCUCGGAAUUCGUCGCGCGAUCGAGGAUCCGUUCAAGUCGGGAAUCUGGGCGGGAGGGUGGGUGGGUGGGUGGGGUUUAAGGGGAUAGAGAUGGAAACCGACGAAAUUGGGAAUGGUGUAGAAGCGUGUAGGGAGCCAAGUGUCCUUGAUGCGACCGUCGUUGAAGCCACGAAAUCUCGCGAUCUCAACAGGUGAUUUUUUUCGGGAAGGUUCGAACAGAUAAAGAGAAAAGGUGAAAGGCAGAUAAGAUGAGAUAGAAAGGGGAAAGGUACGAUCAGGACUGACAACAGGCGUCUAGAAACGGUAAAAGAUCAAGGGGAAUCAGAGGGAAAAAAAGUCACGCCUGAGAAGAAAUCCAAGCGAAUUGCGAUUUCGGAACUGAGUUCGGAGCCACGGGCGAUAGACGUUCGGCGCAAACCGAUCCUAGUUGAGCAAGAGAAAGGGAGAACGAGUGAGAGCGGAUGAGUAACAGAAAGAAAAAGCGAGAGAAUGGUGACGAGCGACAGGACAGCGAACGAAAGGAGAAUCGAGCGGAUGCGAGGGAUGAUCGGGAUGACUCGAAUGAAUGCGUUGAAGAAAAAUUGAAAAGAGAAAAAGAAAUGAGAAAAAAUUAUACAGAGAGAGCCGACCUCCUUGCCUACCGGGAGGUCCGCAUAUAUAUAAAAAAAAAAAGACUAGUAAAUGAUAAAGUGGAAAGAAGAGAGAAAAUUAGGAGAGAAGACGAGAAUAGAGGAGAGGAAAGAGAAGAAAUUAUUAGACCAGUUGUAAGUGUAAGUUAAACGAGGAAUUUUCUCCCCCCCACCCUUUUCGUGCACGAUACUUUUGGCAAUUCUUUCGCUAGCGAGAGUGCGAUCGUGAAAAAGCCUUGUUACGUGUGAAUAUGUGAAAUUACAUGCGUUUACGUGUGAAUAGAUGAAACGAGAGAAGGAGAGAAAGAGCAACGGUGAGAGUGCGAGUGAUAGAGAGAUCUAUUUAAAGAAAAAAAAAAAAAGGAAACAAAAAGGAAUGAAAUAAGAGAAAAGGAAGGAAAAAAGGUAAAAGUGGAAUGAGAGAGGACGGGAUUAAAUGGCCCAUUACAGAUCCGUCGUCCGACUCAGUAGCGCUAUCGAGGAGGAUAUAAUCGAUUGCAAAGAGGCAGGCAAUACACACAAAGCACCAAGAAUGGCAGGUACUAAAAGUGUCACGAUCCAUCCAACCCUUCAGCCACCGAGUGUGAGAGCAACGAAUGACUAGCGGAAAAGUGUGAAUCUUAACCGGAUCUUGCUUGCCAGUGGAACGCAUUCCGACCCCUCCGUUUUAAUUUCAUUCGCGAAACGUCAUUCGUCGAUGUUUUCGCGAUGUUUCGCGACGUAUUUUUCAAACUGUCAAUUAUCCCUCUGUUAUACAAGCGUUGAUCAGCAACGGAAUAUAUAAAUCGUUCUGUUUUAUUUCUUCUGUCUUAUCGUCUAACUGUCAUAUAUUAAAUCGUCCGAAGGAAGAGAAAAAUGGAAGGAAAAAAUUUAAACCAGAGAAAUUAUUCGAAAGAAUUUGAUUCGUCGUCUACAGUUGCAACGUACAACUUGGAAAUGUUCGAGCGGAAAAAGAACAAACGCCGAUAGAGGCGGUUUCAAACAGGCGAUUCCGUUGCGAAAAUUCUUUCCCCGACUUUCGUCGCUGAUUUUGCCGAGUUUCCCGUAAGGGAAGAAAAGAAGAAAGGUAGAAAAUGGAAAAGAAUAAAACCGACGUUACGUCCCGAAACUUCUAAUUUAUCGUUGCGUCUGAUAUCCUUCGUCUAUGAAUGAGUCAAGGAACCGGAAGAGGGUGGUUGAAUGAUACGUGCGUGUACCCGAGAAGAACACACACGAGAUGAAUAGAUGAGAAAUUGUGUUUAAAUAUAUCUGUAAUUCCUGGCAUGUAUUACUUGCGCAUACGUCUCAACCGGCAAGUCGUGUUAGGUUAUACGUAUUAUCGUAGUAGGGAAUCGUAGGUUUAUUAAGCUAAACAUUAACAUAAACAUAACAAAACAAAUAAACAAUACAAAACUAACAGAACAAAAGUGUGAAAAACAGAACCAUGAACAAAUGAAGGAGAUGAAUUAAUAGAAGGGAAAGAAAAGAAACAAAAGCGAGGGAAGAAAAAAUAGAAAAAAAAAUGGAAUAAGAAAGAGGUGAAACUCUUAUUUAGUAAUGAAACAGAAGCAGAACACAAGCAGUAGCAGCGAAACAACAGGAAAACAAAGCGAAAUAUAAAGAAAAAUACCUACGUUGAUGUGUGAGGAUGUGAGCUAGAUCGCCGCGUUGAGUCCAAUGAAGUCCUCAGAGAUAUUAUAGAAGCGCAGACCCUCCGCAGAUUGAGGUGAAACAAUGGGACGCGAAACUGGGCAUCGCGUCGGCCAUCGUUCGUCGAUCCGGGAUUUGCAUCAGGGGUUUAUAUAGUGUUUAAAGUAUCACGCCAAAGACAGACAAUACUUUGAUAAAAAUAAAUGUUAGUCGUUAAAUUUCGUCGAAGCCUGAUCGAUCGUGGACGCGGCACGCGCGGCCCGGAGGAAACAAACUUUCGAGCAGAAAUAUUUUUUUCGAAAGGUGUAUCCGAUAGUCGACAACAGGGAAAAAAAAAAGAAUAAACGAAAACGCCGGACGACGAACGACGACGCCGAUCAUGCCCGGUCAGCUGGAACGUCUUGUAAAGAAUAUUGUGGGAAUUGUUUUUCUGCGCUCCGGCCCGAGCUCGAGCUUAUCGAGCCGAGUCGAGGCAACCUGCUCACGCAAGUACAUUUUAUGCUUCGUACCUCUGUCUCUGUUCUCUUCUCAAGAAUCCCACGCAAUGUCACGUUCUUUACAGAUAACACAGAUCACUGGUCUCCUCUCCUUUCAACAUCACUUGCAAGAUCUUCAGGAAAUUUCGUUUGACGUCGAGCGAUUUAAUCGUGAGAUACCUUUAAAACAAUGUUCCGACGAACAUUAAGCUUCGUUAGCCAAAGAUUAGUAGAAAUGUUUAAUCGAUAAUUAGUUACGAAACUUAAGUCUUAAGCAGAAGAUUACGAUGAUUGAUAAUACAAAAGAAUUAAAGAGAAAUUUCGAGCAAUUUUUUGAUUUUCGAAUAGAUUCGUUCGAAAAUGAGCCAACAGUAAAUUCGAUAAUUAAUAUCUUUGUUGUAUCACGCAUCAAGUACGAGCAGAUAUAAAAUUAAGACUCGAUUACGUCGCUCGAUCGCCGUUACAGAGACGGUUUUCGUUACAAUAGCAUCGCUGAUAGUCGUGCAGACUCCGACUUCGCGAAUCGAAGAAAUCACAGAUAUUCCGGAGAACUUGAGACAGAGGUCUUAGCUCGCCAACCUGCCUACUUUCACGCAUUAUGAUAUUUAAUGUCUAUACCACUUUCGACACGAGGACAUUCCUUUCGUACGUUUUACCGGCGUUUUACUAAGUUCGCUUUCGACACGAGAAGUUUCGGAUUGAUUCAUUGCUGUCCUAGGUUGCGCACAAGACGACACACAGAGACGUGGCGUGAAGGAACGUCCCUAUCGUUCGCACUUAACGAAGUCUGCAUGGAUGUCGUGAAAAUCGUGGAGAACGAAAGCAGGACGUUUCAUCGCGACAGAGAGCAAAAAAAUUCCGUUUUUCGGCAAACACCAAAAAGAAAAACUCAGCUCGAAUAGCUCGCGAGAGCGUGCGCGCGUGCACGCUUUCGCGCGAUGCACGCGCGAACGUUUUCGUGGCGAAUUCGGACCACACAACAAAUAAGUGUUCGUCAAGGCGGCGUACGUCGGUCGCCUAGCGGCACACCCACACACACGCGUACAGCGACACACCGUGUACACGAAUGUAGAGGGACAUACACAUACGUACGCACACACUUACAACACUCGCGGACACACACUACGCGUACACUAACACAUGACACACGUAAACGCAGUUUCGGCCAGAAUCUAAAAGACACAUCAAGGAAAAAAGUACAAGUUUAUCACGUUGCGCCUUAAUGUUAAAAUUAAAAGUUGAUCAAAAGAGUGGAAGAUGAAAGAAAGAGAAAAAAAAAAUAAUGCGAAGCGUAUUCUUAACCAAAAUCGGCCUUAGUAUAUACAUUUUUUCCGGGGCCAGCCGACGACGAACGACGAGCGACCCUCCCACUCGUCCCUAUCCCUCGAAAAUUCCUCUUUCUCUAGAUUAUAAGAUUUCUCUAGAUUAUAUCUAUAAAAAUGAUAUAUUAUAAAUAUAUGUAUACAUAUGAUAUAUAUCCGCCGGCGGCGGGACGUUUCGAAACCUCGCAGCUAACUCAGCAAUCCACCAAACUAUCGAAAGAUUUAGGGAGAACUGAAAAUGAAAAGGGAAAAAAAAAAUGAAGAAGAAAAUGACGAAGAAGAAGAAAGAAAUAGUCUUCUCAGUUCCCGCCGCGUCUGGCUGGAUUCGAAAUUCUUACGGUUCGCGUCCACGUUGAACGUGCAAAUGGUCGACACGAUUGCACACCGUAAGCGAGCCUCGCGAGGCGUCCACGCGACCAGGGUGCGACGUGGACGCGACACCUGUCUUUCAAAGUCCCUCCUCGAACGCCGGAAGGUCGUCGGUCGGUCGUCUCGCGGCCCGAACAACCCCGCUCCAGCAAACCCCGCGACAUUUGUCCAUCCACGAACCCUUUACCACAAACCCCUUACCAGAAACCCCGCUCCAAAGGAAUUCACAUCCAGCCUCCUGAAAAAUACCAAUCCUUAUCCGCUCGAGAACGAAGAGCACAAGAAGCUAGAGUGGAAACACACAGUGAAAGACAUCCAUCCGUCAGGCGAGAGAAAGAGAAGGAGAGAGGCGUUUCCUUUCUCGCGUCAAAGAAGAAAAACACUUCCUGCAUGUGUGAAGCUAAGCGACAACGCGAGUGGACGGGUCACCCGAAAUUAUUCUAAGGACUCUCGUCUUCGGGCGGGAACGCAGAUGGAUUGACGAGGACAAUAGGAAUAACGAUGACGAUAGCGGUGUUAAGGAGACGCGAGUAAGAAAGCGAAAAAGAGUGGUCGGAAGACGAGGAUAUAGAAUAAUUGCGAACGGGAGAAACGACAACAAGAUCGAACGAUACGGAAAGAAAGAUUUUGAUGGACUCGAUUGUCGACUCGCUGUUUCCCGCGGCCGGGACGAGGGAAAAUUCGCCGAAAAUCCGAGAGAAUCGAAAAGCCUGCGAUAGACAGGCAGAGAGAUAGACAGAGAGAAAGGAAGAAAGAACGAGCGAAAGAACAAAGGGAAACGAAAAAGAGCAGAGAUUUCAGGUGUUGAGGAGGGAUCGACCACGUAUUAUCUCGUCGCGUAGAUCCGCGGUAUUCUUUGCCAUCCGUUUUCAUUUUUCACGAACCGUAUAUCUCCGAGAGACUCGAACAUAACUCAGAAAAUAAGAAAGAAAGAAAAAGAAAUUAAGAGGGGCGAGGAUCAUUCGUGUUGACUGGUGCCUGUUCUGGGUGAAUUCGAACACGCGAUGCUGCGCAUCGGUGAACGGCUGAGCUCGCGACACUGGGUGCAACAACUUUACGCACGAACAGAAAAACCACGGACGAACAUCAAGAAGGAUUUAGUUCAGUUCGAUCGACCGAAACAUUGAGGAUCAAUUAUGUGUUCCUUUUUGUAUAAGUUCAAUAUACAUGACAUAUAACUGUUUCGACGAUAGAAAUUAAGAAAAACAUAUAGAUGUAUAUAUAUACACACACGUAUAUACAUAUAUGUAUAACAUUUUCAUCAAAUAGCGAAUAUUCAGGAUUACCGAAAGCAAAGAAAAAUUCCAAAUUUCCAAUUUCGAUCGACGAAAAGAUUCAUCAAAGAGCCAUUAGGACUUCAAUUCAAAGAUAUCGCAGCUUAUGUCCCCGUGUUCGUUUGCAGUCACCUUACUCGGCCGAUCUCAUCGGUCAUGUCCGCGCAUUUUGGGCCAGCUCGUGUAACUCACGUAUGUACCUAUAUUCGUUCAUGAAAACAAAGGCGAAAAGAAAAGAGAAAAGGAAACAAGUAUCAAGGAACGAUCGUUUCGGCAGACUUCUGAUAAAACGUUUAAAAUUCGUCACGGAUGUAAGUACGCGUCAUUCCAUGGACGCGCUCGUACCGAUAUCAUUGAGAAUCCCAAUAGAAACCCAGCCGCCUUCAACCCUCUGAACAACACGCGACGAUCCAACUGAACCGGUCCAAUCCGACAGAUAUGCAAAUGCAGAAAAAACCGUUCGAAGGAAUCAACGCUGGAUACACGCAACAGUUUUACCGCGACAAAACCAGCAAGCAUCAACGACCACGCAACUUAACAAUAAAUAACGCACCGCAUGCAUCACAGCCUACACACCGCACGCCGUAACAAACAGUCAAACACCGUGACAACGUUCAAACGUUCUAGGAGGAUGCGAUCAGCCUCGACGAGGCGUAAUGCCCCGCAAAAAGAUGGAUGGAGAAAACAAAAAAUAGCGUAGAGCGUCUCGGGAUCUCCCUUCGAUGAUACAUACACACACACACAUACACAAACAGUUAAAAGUUAAGGAACAAAGUAAUAAGAAAAACGAAAAAAAAUAUAAGGAAAGAAGAGUUAACGAGGAUACGAAAACUCGAUCUUCUUCGAUUAGUCUUCAGUGUACAUAGUAACGAUAUCACCGGUAGAUAAUAAUUCAGGCAGGCAAUAAUCGCAGCGACAAUUAUUGCUCGUUCGUCCGAUUCGACGAUAAUGUUGAACGUGGAAUAAUCAUUGUAAGGAGCGAUAAUAACGGCGUAUCGACGGUAAUUACCGAGGACGAUGGUGUCGGAUGCAGAUGCUCCCCGACGCUGAUCGAUAAAGGCAGCUUAAUAUUUCGUCGAUACCUUAUAACUGGAGGGUUAUCAAGAACUUGUUGAUUUCCGUUCCCACAGUUCCAUACACAUACACCACACACUUACAAAUUUCCCAUCGAUCGUUUACAGGAAAACAGAUACGUCGAACGAAUCGACGCCGUACCGGUCUUCAUUUCUCUCGCGACAAACCUCUAGACGUUCAUUCGUAUUUUACGCAUUUUCGUGCGACGCUUUAAAUUCGAAACGUUGUUGCGAUAUUGACGCCUGAUUCGGCAACGUACAACAUAGUAACGAUUUAAUCGAAUGCUUUAAGUUCGUUCACAACCGAUUACAAAGCUAUGAUUUACAGGCAAACACAUCGAACCGCGAACGAUUCGAUACCGGUUUUCAUUUCUCUACCAGGAACACUGAUCCCACGAACUCGUGGAGAAUACGCGGGAAUCAGUGAUCGAUAAAACGAUUUCAUUAACAAUUUUAUCGAGAUUUUUGAAUUUCCUUUCGGUUGAACGCGACGACGAUUAAACAGUUUUUCACAAUACCAUAAAUGCAAUAUCGAACGAGCAAAAGGUUCGAUCAACGAAUCCGGCACAGACGCACAGAGACACGAAAAUGAUCAUGCCAGCAUCAAAUAGGAUACCGAAGCUUAAACGAUGUUAAUCUUCAAACAUAGUCUCGAAUAGAAUUCUAGCUACGCACCGCUGAAAUAUACGGCAUUUCUCACGACUCAAUUCUGACGGGACAGCAUUACGAAUCGAAGCGGCGAGCAUCGUACUUCCGGCGAUCGAUCCGCGAUCAGGAAGCCGUGAAUACUAAACGAGACGCCCGUGAACCAGAGGAUCAUUAUCAGGAACGAAGAGUAGAGCCACGUGGAAGAAGACAAAGUCGCUGGCUGGCCCGGUAUGCGGGCAAACGUCGACUGGCACGACACCGAAUUCUCGCUUGAACGAGAAGAAGCCAAACCACUGGAAGCACAGCGAAUCGUGGAACAUGCACACAAACACACACGUACACGUCGACACAUAGUACACGAAAACGCAGAGAAGCGAAAAUAUAAGUGUAAGAAUCAAACGAAAGAAACCGAAGCAGAAAGAAAAAAAAAAGCAAAGGAAAAAGAAGAAUGAGAAUAAAAUGCACGACCGAUUUUUAUAAAUAAAUAGGCAUAACCGCCACCGAACAGGCAGAGAAAGAAGUGUCAAAAAAGAAGUAAGGUAUCGAACGCACGCGGGGAUAAGCGUUCUUCUCCGCGCCGAUUCGACACUACCACUUGCUAAUUAAAAAACGAAUUACCCGAGAAACCUUGCCACUUGCAAUUCGUUGAAAACGCGACGCGUUCUAAGCAAAUUCGCAUAACGUAAUAAAAGAAAGCCAAAAAAAAAAAAA